This is a messenger RNA of Arabidopsis thaliana (thale cress), 1695 nucleotides long. RefSeq names its product Pentatricopeptide repeat (PPR) superfamily protein. NCBI's taxonomy places the organism in Eukaryota, Viridiplantae, Streptophyta, Magnoliopsida, Brassicales, Brassicaceae. The record is from RefSeq and is marked reviewed. The transcript has a single exon. The coding region runs from base 210 to 1418 and encodes 402 amino acids.
ACUGAUUCAUAAACCCUAAACCCUACUGUUGCUUGAACUGGAAGUACAACUUACCGUCGAAUCAACCGACGAUGAGAUUACUACUUCCAAAUCUCCUUCUACUUCUUCCGGCUACCUUCUCCGUCGAAGGCCAUUAUCCACCGCCGCAUCUCUGCUUACAAAGUUACAAGUACUAUCUCAACAGCAGAGUCUAACCCCUCUAAUCUUCCAUGCCGAUUACUCUCAAUUGUCUCCGAACCAAAUUGGCAGAACAAUCCAUCUCUAAAAUCUCUUACCCCUUCUAUACACCUUCUCAUGUCUCUUCUCUGUUUUCACUCAAUCUUGAUCCUCAGACAGCUCUCAGUUUCUCGGAUUGGAUCUCUCGGAUACCAAACUUCAAGCACAACGUUACUUCAUACGCGUCUUUGGUUACUCUUCUCUGCAGCCAGGAAAUACCUUAUGAGGUGCCUAAGAUCACGAUCUUAAUGAUAAAGAGCUGCAAUUCAGUGCGAGACGCUUUGUUUGUUGUUGAUUUCUGUAGGACAAUGCGUAAAGGUGAUAGCUUCGAGAUUAAAUAUAAACUUACUCCUAAAUGCUACAAUAAUCUGUUGAGUUCAUUAGCUAGAUUUGGAUUAGUCGAAGAAAUGAAGAGACUUUAUACUGAAAUGUUGGAGGAUUUGGUUUCUCCAGACAUAUACACGUUUAACACAUUGGUUAAUGGGUAUUGUAAGCUUGGAUAUGUAGUAGAAGCAAAGCAGUAUGUGACUUGGCUUAUUCAAGCUGGAUGUGAUCCUGAUUAUUUCACAUAUACUUCUUUUAUUACCGGACAUUGUCGAAGAAAAGAAGUCGAUGCGGCUUUUAAGGUUUUUAAGGAGAUGACUCAGAACGGUUGCCAUAGAAAUGAGGUUUCUUACACUCAGCUUAUAUAUGGUCUAUUUGAAGCAAAGAAGAUCGAUGAAGCUUUGAGCUUAUUGGUGAAAAUGAAAGAUGACAAUUGUUGUCCUAAUGUUCGAACAUACACAGUGCUUAUAGAUGCUUUGUGUGGAUCAGGACAGAAGUCAGAAGCUAUGAAUUUGUUUAAGCAGAUGUCAGAGAGUGGCAUUAAGCCUGAUGAUUGUAUGUAUACUGUGCUUAUUCAGAGUUUUUGUAGUGGAGAUACACUUGAUGAAGCAAGUGGAUUGCUAGAACAUAUGUUGGAGAAUGGGUUGAUGCCAAAUGUUAUUACAUACAAUGCAUUGAUCAAAGGUUUUUGUAAGAAGAAUGUGCACAAAGCAAUGGGACUGCUUAGUAAGAUGCUAGAGCAGAAUUUGGUUCCAGACUUGAUAACUUAUAAUACAUUGAUCGCUGGACAGUGUAGCUCUGGUAAUUUAGAUAGUGCAUAUAGAUUGCUUAGUUUGAUGGAAGAAAGUGGAUUGGUUCCAAACCAGCGUACAGUAUGAGGAAUAUCGUUAAGUGAGAAGAUUUGUAAUGGUCUUCUUAGAUGUUACUACAAGCUGCAAAAGUAUGAGGAAGCUGCAAAAGUUGUGGAAGAUAUGAUAUGUAAUGGUCAUUCACCACAACUAGAGUUUUGCAAAAUGUUGAUUUGCAAGCUGUGUGAAGAAGGAGAAAAAGAGAGAGUCAACUCGGUUUUCGAAAAACUGCUUCGAUGUGGAUAUUGCGAUGAUGAAAUCGCUUGGAAAAUCCUCAUUGAUGGUGUGCUUAAACAGGGCUUUGUAG